GCAGGUGGAGACCACAGACACUUUCCUCCUCAUUUUUUGGCUUCUUUUCAGUAGUUUUGCACUGGUAGCAGGAGGUUAUACUUGGACCCUGCAGAGGUUGCAUAGGCAGUGCAUCUCCACCAGGAUGGCACAUCAACACGUCGUCACCUGAAGAACUGACAUAUUUGUUUGUAGGACAAAAUUAAUGUUUAACAACUGGACUGAUCACCAAGUGGGUAGCCCUGAUGGGGGUUUGGCUACAUGUUGAAAUGCAUAAGUAUGUUGUAUCACAGCAGUGUGGAAAGAUGUUUUCACAGAAGGUUGCAUAUUUCCCAGAAUAAUUUGAGCAAUAAAACAAACUGCAGAGCAGCCAAGGUAUUGCUGCAUCACACUCUGAGGUUGUCAUUUAAAAUAAGGGAAGAGGAAGAGAAAUCUUCCUGGUUUCCAUGAGCAACAGCUGAAAUAUACCAAGAAGUUGUUGUUUUUUUUCUGAUAAAUGUUUUUGUGAAGGAUGGAGGACAAUGGGGACAACGUCUGCUAUUCUACAGUCAGGAUAAAAAAUGGCAAAUUUCCACCUAAAGAGAGUGAGGAAGAUGUGACCAUUUAUGCUGAAGUAAAAGCAAAGGAAACCGUUCCUGCUGAACCAAGUCCAGCAGAAGCGGAAGCAGCAACCCUCUCUCAGUCUCGUCUGUUGGUGUUUUUGGGGAUUCUUUGUGUCGUGCUGGUUGUGUGCAUCGCCAUCAUUAUCUACAUCAGUAUGAUGAUGAUCAAGCAGCAGGAAAAUAUCAGUGACCUUACCACAGAAAAUAAGAAACUGAUGGUGGAAAGAACGAUGAUGGAGUACCAGACCAAGGAGCUGAGCCGAGUGAGAAAUGACCUGAACAGGACACUGGAAAUCAUCCUGACGUUUGACAACUUUCCAGUCAAAGACUUCUGCCCUGACAAAAAGUGUCAGCUGUGUCAGAACGGCUGGAAAGCCUUCAGGGGAAAAUGCUACCUGUUUUACAAUGUAAACUCUCCUUGGAAGACCUGGAGGGAAAGUCAAGAGUACUGUCAGGGCAAAGCUGCAGAUUUGGUUGUCAUUGAUGAUCUGCAGGAGCAGGAAUUUGUCAGCAGUAACACAAAUCCCUACUAUGAUCAAUUCCACGGAUACUUCCUGGGAUUACAAGAAACCAACAAGAACUGGAUCUGGGUUGAUGGACAUAAUGACACUCUUAUGUUCUGGAUAAAGGACAGCCUUGGUAAAUCAGACCCAUACGCACUGCUCAUCCCUGGGAGAAAUCUCAGAGAGAACUGGGACAAAUCAGAUCAUCAGUUUCAGAACAAAUUCAUCUGUGAACGUGAAGCUCUAAGGGUUUAACUAACACUGCUCUCUGUUAAUGCAGGAAUACUUAACUGUGAUGAGCAUUUUAGUAAAUGCCAAAAAUAAAAACAAAACCUCAUCUGUUGGAGGCUGUUAAAACAUCUUCUUUCCCUUUUCAUUGAAGAUCCUUUUUAAUUUCUCCAUUUCCUGGUCGCUCGUAUUGGCAAACUAAUUUCAGGUGAAAAUAUCUGCUCAUUUAUCUGUGUGUGGGGGGGCUGCUCAAAUGGACAGACUGUAAAAUGUUAAUAUUUAAAUCUGUUAAACCCAAUGUGGAUACCUGUGAAUACAGGACAGUUUUGAUUAAUGAGAGUUAAGAAUAAAGUUUUUAUUUGGAGUGGACCAAGGAUGAAGCCCUGUGGUACACCAUUCUUACCUAGAUUGGUAGCUUAAUAUAAUUACCUCCCAAUACUUUAUACUUUAAUUAUUUAUUUACUUUUGUUUGUUUGUUUUGUUUUCUGUUGAAUCGUUAAACAUCACAGUGCAUUACCACCACCACCUGCUGCAGCAUCAUGCGUUCUCUGCAGUCUAUCAUUGGAAAUGAAAACUUGCUGAAUUAUAUCUUAAAAUAUUUUGUGCUUAAGAUGCUAUUA
Messenger RNA from Girardinichthys multiradiatus, 1932 nucleotides. RefSeq names its product C-type lectin domain family 4 member C-like. The transcript is spliced from 8 exons. The record is from RefSeq and is a predicted model, not a curated record. Bases 491 to 1339 code for a protein of 282 amino acids. NCBI's taxonomy places the organism in Eukaryota, Metazoa, Chordata, Actinopteri, Cyprinodontiformes, Goodeidae.